AGUGAAAUGUUUUCAAAGGAGGCUGACACGGUUCGGAGAGUCAGCGAGGAUGGAGGUGUAGCUUUCCCUCGAGUUGAACGCACGUCUAGGAUUGAUUAAGUGCAAUUUAAGAUCCGAGUUUUAAACCAGUUCAACAUUAAGGCACAAUGAUUUGUUGACCUUUUUAAGUGACAGAUUUUUUUUUUUAAAAAGGUGAUAUUAAGGAACCAUGGCAACCACAGCUCUAACCGGCUUCUCCAUGAUGAGUCUGCUCAGCCUCGGAUACCUGACCUGGGACCUGAUGAGUCCUAACCAGGUGGAAAACGAGCCAGAGCAAACUUUUGUUGGUAGGUCACCUGGCCCGUCGCCUCCUCACAUCAUUUUCAUCUUGACAGACGAUCAGGGAUUCAACGACAUCGGUUAUCACAGCUCUGACAUCCGGACACCAGUGCUGGACAAACUGGCUGCGGACGGAGUGAAGCUGGAGAAUUACUACAUCCAACCCAUCUGCACCCCGUCCCGCAGUCAGCUCAUCACCGGCAGGUACCAAAUUCACACUGGCCUGCAGCACUCCAUCAUCCGGCCCCGCCAGCCCAACUGCCUGCCCUUUGACCAGGUCACCCUCCCUCAGAGACUGCAGGAGCUUGGUUACUCCACCCACAUGGUUGGCAAGUGGCACCUGGGCUUCUACAAGAAGGAGUGCCUGCCCACCCGCCGUGGCUUUGACACAUACUUUGGCUCAUUAACGGGCAGUGUGAACUACUACACCUAUGACUCCUGUGACGGCCCUGGACUGUGUGGCUUCGAUCUUCAUGAGGGGGAGUCGGUCGCCUGGGAACACAGGGGCAAAUACUCCACCCAUCUCUACACGCAGAGAGUCCGCAAGAUCCUGGCAAGACAUGAUCCUCAGUCGCAGCCACUGUUCAUCUUCCUAUCAUUCCAAGCUGUUCAUACACCCCUGCAAUCUCCAAGGGAGUACAUCUACCCGUACCGUGGGCUGGGAAAUGUGGCACGCAGGAAAUACGCUGCUAUGGUCUCUGUUGUAGACGAGGCAGUACGUAAUAUAACCUAUGCUCUCCGCAAAUAUGGUUACUACCAGAACAGUGUCAUUAUCUUUUCAACUGACAACGGUGGCCAACCCUUGUCUGGUGGCAGUAACUGGCCACUUAGAGGACGUAAAGGCACCUACUGGGAAGGUGGCGUCCGGGGUCUGGGGUUCGUCCACAGUCCUCUGUUGAGGAAGAAGAGGAGGGUAAGUAAAGCCCUGGUGCACAUCACUGACUGGUACCCAACACUGGUGGGAUUAGCAGGUGGAAAUGAGUCCAUGACUGAAGGGGUGGAUGGGUAUGAUGUUUGGAAGGCCAUCAGUGAGGGGAAGGAGUCACCCAGGUUGGAGAUCCUCCACAAUAUUGAUCCUCUGUAUAACCAUGCACGCAGCGGCUCCCUGAAGAAAGGAUAUGGCAUAUGGAAUACAGCCGUGCAGGCCUCCAUACGAGCUGGAGACUGGAAACUCCUAACAGGAGACCCCGGCUACGGAGACUGGAUACCACCACAGAUGCUUCCAGGAUUCCCAGCCAGUUGGUGGAACCUGGAGCGCCACACCAAACCACAGAAAUCUGUGUGGCUCUUCAACAUCUCUGGAGAUCCUUACGAACGUUUUGACCUUUCUGAGCAGAGACCAGAUGUUGUCAAAGAGCUGCUUGCCAGAUUGGUGUACUACAAUCGAACUGCAGUACCAGUGAGGUACCCAUCAGAGGACCUACGGGCUGACCCCCACCUGAAUGGAGGUGCCUGGGUGCCCUGGGUAGGAGAUGAGGAGGAGGACAGCUGGGACAGUGCCUACCAAAAGAAGAACAAGGAUUGGAAGAAGAAGCUUAAACUGUCCAAAAGCAGGUCGUUUUUCAGGAGACUCAACACUAGGAUCAUGUCCAACAGGAUAUAGAAAGGACAUGACUUAAAAGAUUCAGAUGGACAAGGUUACAGGAAGAACACUUCUGUUUGUAACUGAAACGUGUUGAAGAAGUGUUUUUGUUGAACAAGGAACCAAGAUUCGGAAAGGGAAAGCUGCAGCUCUCCCAGUUGUAGCUGCAGGUGAAAAAAAGUCUGACGAAGGUGUUAACAGUCCAACUUUGUAUCCACUUUGAAUGAAAAAUAUGUCUCAUCAUCUGCAACCAUUUUGAUUUAAUGAACAUAACUGACGACUACCUCUGUGUCAAAGUGGCAUUGGUUUUGACAGUUUUUUUUUUCACUCAAGCUGUACUUCUCAAUGUCCUCUGUGUUGCUGUACACAGUUUAAAGUAUAAGAAUAAUAUAAAUGUAUUAGUUUUUUUUUGUGUUUUUUUUACUUGUUGGGAAAGCAUGUUGAUAAAAGUAAUUACUGGAUUACAUCUGUGACUCUUUAUG
This is a messenger RNA of Scatophagus argus, 2382 nucleotides long. It is a transcript of the gene arsia, whose product is annotated as arylsulfatase family, member Ia. The coding region runs from base 209 to 1921 and encodes 570 amino acids. The record is from RefSeq and is a predicted model, not a curated record. The transcript has 2 exons. Lineage: Eukaryota; Metazoa; Chordata; Actinopteri; Scatophagidae.